This is a messenger RNA of Dryobates pubescens (Downy woodpecker), 1725 nucleotides long. RefSeq names its product zinc finger DHHC-type palmitoyltransferase 6 (gene ZDHHC6). Gene Ontology annotation, molecular function: palmitoyltransferase activity; protein binding. Gene Ontology annotation, biological process: protein palmitoylation. The record is from RefSeq and is a predicted model, not a curated record. Gene Ontology annotation, cellular component: Golgi apparatus. The coding region runs from base 92 to 1312 and encodes 406 amino acids. NCBI's taxonomy places the organism in Eukaryota, Metazoa, Chordata, Aves, Piciformes, Picidae. The transcript is spliced from 10 exons.
GUCCCGGAAUCCGGCGGGACGGUGCAGGACUGAGCGUGGCGGGAGUCAUGGGCGGCGGCCGGGCGGCAGCGGGCGGGCGCCGGUAGCGGCCAUGGACGGGCCGGGAGGGCUGCGGCGGGCGCGGCGGCUGUGCCACUGGGGGCCGCUGGUGGCCCUGGCGGUGGUGGUCGUGUGCUCCGCCACCGCCAUGGCCGACGCCGCGCUGUGGUACUGGCCCCUGGACACUGCCGGAGGAAGCGUCAACUUCAUCAUGCUCCUCAACUGGACCGUCAUGAUCCUUUACAACUACUUCAGCGCCAUGUUUGUCGGCCCGGGGUACGUCCCUCUGGGGUGGACGCCGGAAAAAUCUCAGGAUUGCAUGUAUCUUCAAUACUGUAAAGUGUGUCAGUCUUAUAAGGCACCACGUUCACACCACUGUCGAAAGUGUAACAGAUGUGUCAUGAAGAUGGAUCACCACUGCCCUUGGAUCAACAACUGUUGUGGAUACCAGAAUCAUGCAUCUUUCACUCUGUUUCUUCUCUUAGCCCCACUGGGAUGCAUUCACGCUUCUUUCAUAUUUGUUAUGACUAUGUACACUCAGCUUUACAACAGAAUAUCUUUUGGGUGGAGCUCUGUAAAGAUUGACAUGAGUGCAGCCAAAAGAGACCCUCGACCCAUUAUUCCCUUUGGACUGUCUGCAUUUGCUGCAUCUUUAUUUGCCUUAGGACUGGCGUUAGGAACAACUAUAGCUGUCGGUAUGCUGUUUAUUAUUCAGAUGAAAGUCAUUUUGACAAACAAAACUUCAAUCGAGUCCUGGAUUGAAGAAAAGGCCAAAGACAGAAUCCAAUACUACCAAACGGGUGAGACCUUUGUUUUUCCCUAUGACAUGGGAAGUAAAUGGAAGAACUUCAAGCAAGUGUUUACAUGGUCUGGGAUUCCUGAGGGAGAUGGCUUGGACUGGCCAGUGAGAGAUGGCUGUCAUCAAUACAGUUUGACGAUCGAGCAACUGAAACAGAAAGCAGACAAGCGAGUAAGAAGCGUGCGGUAUCGAGCAAUAGAAGAUUACAGCGGCGUCUGCUGUCCUAUGACUAAAGGCAUUAAAACAUUCUUCACAACACCAUGCACUGAAGAACCCAGAAUUGCACUGAGCAAAGGAGAUCUGAUUUUAGCCACAAGAGGCUUAAAACACUGGAUGUAUGGUGAGAAGAUUCUGGACUCAGCUGCUGAUGGUGGAAUGAGAGAACGAGGCUGGUUCCCUAGGAGGUGUGUGGAAAAAUGCCAAUAUGACUCUGAAACGGAUCAACCAGUGGAUGGAGAGAAGAAGAACAGAUAGCCUUCUUAUUUUUUAAAUGAGAGAUGGAGUUUUUACUUCAAACCACAAUCCUUUACUUGAAAUUUUCUGUGUAUUACUUUAGACUUAUGCAAUGAAUAUGGUAGGACAAGGGUUUCUUUUCCUUGCAGCUGAAAGGGGUUGAUAUGCCUGUGCCAUGGUUCCCAUACUUUUUUGAACACUUAAUAACUGGAGAAGCCAUUCAAUGGAUUGCCUUCAAGAUUCAUCUUUAUCAUCCAAAGACAAUGGUCUCCCUUUUUUUCCUGUUUAAAUUGCAUUCUGAGGGUUCAUAUUUUAGGUUUUUCCCUCAACUGCAUCCAAUCAUGCUGUGUGCUGCUUAUCUUUUGUAUUUUACUUUCUCUGAAGCUGCCCUUGAGAGCUCUGAAAUAAACACUUGAUUCAGAUUCAAGAUGAAA